AUGCCUCGCAAGUAUAUCGUUUUACCAGCAGCAUUAACAAUACUUCUCCUUUUACUUACAGGGAUGUUCAUCGACAUAGGUAAAGAGAAGAGCUUUCUGUUCGACUUCCCCAUCAUUUCCCUUGAUACUACCAAGUUGAAAGAUGAUAUCUUUCAGAGCAAUAACUACACUCUACCAAUCACCGAUGUAUUGAAUCUAUAUUUUCGAACUCACUGUGAAGGAAAUUAUGUUUCCACACAUAAUAUAAGCCCGAGGUUGAAGAAUGUAUCCUGCUCCGAGCCUUCAUCUGAUGUCAAAUUUCUUCCCGCCAACAUUAUCCAUCUCCAACUCAUCAAACCCAACUCUUCAGUCCAAAUACAACUUCCAGACGACAACUUUGGGCAUCAACUUGGCGAAAUCCAGAAUACAUUCAAAAAAUCAUACCAUGCAGAACUUCAUGCGGCACUCACCAUAUAUGCUACUGCGAUCUGUCUAGAAGGCAUUGUGUUGAUCAUGGCUUUUAUAUCAUUUCUGGAAUUUGAUGUUGCUUGGAUUUUCGGAGGUUUCUCUCUUUUAACUACAUCCUUCAUCUUAAUUGGAAACAGUAUGACUACGGCACUUCAAUACCAAGCGGUUACAACUAUCAAUAAAUAUGGUGAAGAAGUCGGAAUUUUGGGGUAUCGUGGGACGGGGUUGCUGGUAUUAAUUUGGUUUACCUUUGGAGUAGCUUCUGUUGCCUCGGCUGCUUGGGGAUGGGGCGCGUGGAUGAUCAGAAGGCCCGAUGAUAGUAGUGAGACUUCGGAUGAUGCAGGUGUUUACAUGAAUUGCAGCAGAGAUCCAGCGGAAGUUGGAAUUGGUGAGCCAAUGAUGCUGGCUAUGAGAGGAGGGAAAGCGGUAAAUGUAUACGAGGAAGGAAUACGCAUGGAACACGGGAUUGAUUUUGUUAGAGAAAGCCAGAUUGGGCUUGCUCUAUAA
Molecule: messenger RNA, 954 nt
Organism: Botrytis fragariae
Lineage: Eukaryota; Fungi; Ascomycota; Leotiomycetes; Helotiales; Sclerotiniaceae
Exons: 3
Coding region: 1-954 (317 amino acids)
Biological process (GO): fungal-type cell wall organization
Cellular component (GO): plasma membrane; cell cortex of cell tip
Source: RefSeq, a predicted model, not a curated record